GCCAUGAUGGACAGCUGCUGCAAUCGCCGUACCUACGGCCAGGCAGGGCGGAGAUUGCACGAUGCAGCUGUGCAGGGAAGUGACAAGGGCAUUGACCGGGGCACGACUGCCGCGUUGUGACAGGGCGAAACGUGCGGUGGGCCAGCCACGUGCGCAUGGCGAUAGUAGAGACUGGCCCUCGCGACUUACUCCCAUGGGCUGGUCUCGCAGCAAGCACUGCAGCCAGAUUGUUGUUUUCCCCGCGAACAAGCACCCGCCGUUGGUUCCGCGCCACCUAGUAGCGCCGGCCUGCCUGAUCGGGGCUGGCGAGGGCUCAGGAACACCCCGCCGCAUGCCGCCAUGGGUUCUCGCUCGUAGCCAGGCACCUAUCCGCAUCUCCUCCCGCGGGCCUGGUUCCCCGAUAGGGUGUUGCAUCGAGGAUGCCCUGCAGCACUGCUUGGCAACCCAGCAUGCCUGCAACCUCAUGGCUUCUUAUCCAGCUGGCAUGCUCUGCCAUCCGCUCCUCCCAUUGGCCAAUGCCAACACAGAUAUGCCUCGGCCGGCGACUUGACUCGAACAUCGGACACAACAAGCUGGUUGCCAAGCCUGGUCCACCAUCUUGGCAUGCGUCCAGCUUCACUGAGC
Molecule: messenger RNA, 624 nt
Organism: Microdochium trichocladiopsis
Lineage: Eukaryota; Fungi; Ascomycota; Sordariomycetes; Xylariales; Microdochiaceae
Exons: 1
Coding region: 62-550 (162 amino acids)
Source: RefSeq, a predicted model, not a curated record